Acanthamoeba castellanii str. Neff is the source of this 2931-nucleotide messenger RNA. RefSeq names its product sensory transduction histidine kinase, putative. Lineage: Eukaryota; Discosea; Longamoebia; Acanthamoebidae. Gene Ontology annotation, biological process: phosphorylation; phosphorelay signal transduction system. Gene Ontology annotation, molecular function: phosphorelay sensor kinase activity. The transcript has 10 exons. The record is from RefSeq and is a predicted model, not a curated record. Bases 1 to 2931 code for a protein of 976 amino acids.
AUGGAGGACCACAGCUUCUACAGGGCCAUCCUCGACGCUCUGCCAUUCGGGGUGGCCUUCGCCGUGCCCGUGCUGAGUAGCACGAAGCAUGGGCGCGAUCGGCAGCAAUCUACAACGGGGCGAGGUCGAGCCAAGGACUUUCGCUUCGUCUACAUCAACGAGAAGAUGGAGGAGCUGGCACGAACCGACGGCGGGGCGCAGCUCGGAAUGGAUGGCCUGAUCCUCGAAUCUGGCGACAUGCUCGGCCAGCUGGCCCGUUCAUCCACGAAGAAGAGGAAGGAGAGCACCCGAACGAUUUCCGCUGAUGCGAUCGAGGAGACCCUCGCGGCAGAAAGCGGAAGUGCAUCAUCAAAUCAUCAGGCGGUGGGUGGCGAGGACAAGACGGGCAAGAAGAAGAAGAAGAACGGCCGCCGCGGCCUCUUUGCGCGCCUGCUCAAGGCCCACAAGCACUCCUGGCGAACCGGCACCGACGUGGAGGUCACCUCGCCAUCUGCCGCAGCAACGAGCUACCUCGUCAAGCCGCUCAGGCUGGGCCAGGAGACCGUUGGCAUUCUCACAGUGGUGCAGCACCCGGCCUGUUGCGAUGCGCUGCAGAAUGAGCGAGACGAGCUGCAGCAGGUCAAGGAACAGCUCCAGAAGUCCAAGGAGCUGGAGAAGAGCAGGAGCCGCUUCGUUGCCGAUAUGAGCCACGAGAUCCGAACCCCGAUGAACGGGCUCAUCGGGAUGGUGUCCCUCCUAGCUGACGAUGACGAGCUCACCACGCUCCAGAGGGAGCUCGUGGACACGAUGCACGCAUCGUCGCAGCACCUGCUCAUGCUCAUCAACGACGUGCUCGACUACUCCAAGAUGUCCCUGGCCGACGAGGCUGGGUCGACCAGCCCCAAGCUGAAGAUCACCAGCUCGCCCAUCAACAUCUGCUCCGUCGUGCACGACUGCGUGUCGGCCUACUCCUCGCAGGCGAGGGACCUCGGCGUGGACCUCAUCAUCCACAUCGCGCCCGGCAUCGUGAAGCAUCCCUUCUACUUUGGCGACCCGCUGCGCUUGCGUCAAGUCAUGGCCAACCUUGUUUCCAAUGCUGUCAAGUUCACCAAGGAGGGCUACGUGCUGGUCGACGUCGACUACGGCCGCGUCCGGCGCCGUAGCGCGGCCGAAUACGCCAACGAAGCCGAAGCCGACCACCUGCGGGAGAUCGUCUUCCGCGUGAUUGACACCGGUCUCGGCGUAAAGCGGGAGGACAUGGAAAAGAUUUUCCUGCCCUACGUGCAGGAGGACAGCCGCGAGGCGGAGAGCUUUGGCGGCACCGGCCUGGGUCUUUCCAUUGCCCGACAGAUCACCACCCUGAUGGGCGGAAGCCUGGAGCUCGAGUCGUCAAACAGGCGCGGACGCCGCAGGAGCAUCGACCCGACGUCGUCGGCCAUUCAGCGCAGCCUGUCCACACUUCGCUCCUCGCUCAAGCUGACGUCCUCCGACGACGCCCCCUUCACCCGCCUCUCUGGCUCGACCUUCACGCUCCGUCUGCCGAUGAAGAUGGACACAUCGUCGCCGUCGGCGAUCUCGCUCGGCGCCGGCUCGCCCAACCGACUGCCGGUUCUGCGCAUGUCCGGCGACUCGACAUCGCCCACCAUACCGAUGCGGAUCCUGCUCGUGGGCCUUCCGCCCGUGCUGGGCGCCACCACCGAGAACCUGCUCUCUUCGUUCGGCGCCAAGUGCAAGAGCGUGAACGAGGAGGAGGCCCGGCGGCUGCUGUGUCGGUCCACCCUCUACGGCAAGUCCAGCAGCAGCAAGGACCUGCAGCGCUGGGACGUCGUGGCCGUGUUCAAGGGCCACGGCGAGGGCUACAUGGAGCUCGCCAAGCGGGUGCGCAAGGAGGAAAAGGUCAAGAUGCUGCUGCUGGCCUACACCUCGGAUCAGAUCGAUACGAAGAGCCUCGAGGAGAACGGGUGGGACGCCUACUUUGCCCUGCCGGUCCAGCCGGUCGUGUUGCUGCACAUCCUAGCCCGCCUGCGCGACGAGAUCAAUCGCAAGGCGGAGAAGACCCUCUCGCGGCGCAUCCUGCAGAAGAACGAGCAGGACGAGCUCGAGCGGGCGCGGAAGGAGUGGCAGCAGAAGAACAAGAAGUCCUCCGAAAGCGACCCCAAGCGCGAGCGGGCGGGCAUUCGGUCGGUCCUGCGCCGCAACAAGGUCUCCUUCAGCGACAACUCGGCCGAGAAGCUGCCGUCCCGCGACCGCUACGUGUUCGUCGAGGCCAAGGAAGAACGAAGGCCCGAUAAGAAGAGUGAAGGCGGUGGCGGCAAGGCGAAGCUCAAGUCCAAGCUCAUCACCAAGUACUCCUUCUCCUCUGCGAAGCCCAAGGUCUCGGCCAAUCUCAAAAUGGCCGCCCUUACCGCGCUCGUGGUCGACGACAACGCCAUCAACCGCAAAGUAGCGGUCCGCAUGCUGGAGAGCGUUGGGUUCAAGCGCAACAAGAUCUCGCACGCGCACGACGGAAUAGAGGCGCUCGAGAAGGCGAGGGAGAAGACCUUUGAUGUCAUCCUCAUGGACUGGUACCAGACCUCGCCCAUGAUUGGUCCUUCGGCCCCGAGUCACUUCAUGCCCCGCAUGAACGGAUGGGAGGCAUCGGAGAUGUUGAGAUCGGAGGGCUACAAGGGCGCAAUCGUCGCCACGACCGGCGUCGCUUCUGCGACCGAUGUCGCCCGCUGUCUCAAGUCGGGCAUGGAGUCUUGCCUCCAAAAGGUCAGCCUCCUCCUCCUCCUCCUCACUAUCAGCUCUCUCGUCGUCGUCGUCGUCAUCUCGUCGUCUUCGGGCUCCUCGGCCGAGCACAUUCCGUCCUCGCCCGACCCCUGCUCGCCGGCGGCCCUCCCCAUGUCGGCCUCCGCGCCUUCCGCUCUCCCCGUCCCCCAGGCAUUCAAGGAGAGGAAUCGCUCCCUAUGA